AUGGCUUCAGUUCCACCGGGUGAUAUCAACACUCAGCCGAAUUCGAAGAUCGUCUUCAAUGCGCCAUACGAUGACAAGCACACUUACCACAUCAAGAUCAUCAAUGCUUCUGGACGUCGUAUUGGAUGGGCUAUGAAGACCACGAACAUAAGACGAUUGGGUGUGGACCUCCAUGCGGGGUGCUUGAUCCCAAAAAGCUGCGCUUAUGGCAGUUUCUUGCGAUGUUUUCGACUACGGCCCGUGAGGAUACCAACAACCGCCGUAUCACAGUUGAAU
Messenger RNA from Cylicostephanus goldi, 276 nucleotides. Lineage: Eukaryota; Metazoa; Nematoda; Chromadorea; Rhabditida; Strongylidae. The record is from the annotation of a GenBank genome assembly.